AGGAAGGCAAAAGGAAAUACCCCAGUACGCGGAAUUACUGUGCGAUAAAUUGCAGCUCGAUUUGGAGGCGGAAGAAACCAACCGAGAGCGGAGAACGACGGCCGGACGGAGGGCACGAACCAAAUCAAAUCCGACCAAAGCUCGUCAGUCGUCGAGAUAAGCCAUGGGUCAGGUGCUUGGUUUGGUACAAAUUGAUCAAUCGACAGUAGCCAUCAAGGAAUCUUUUGGAAAGUUUGAUGCGAUCCUGGAACCUGGAUGCCACUGCUUGCCAUGGUGCUUUGGAAAGCAGAUUGCUGGAUAUCUUUCGCUGCGUGUGCAGCAGCUUGAUGUCCGAUGUGAAACAAAAACUAAGGAUAAUGUCUUUGUCAACGUUGUGGCAUCUGUACAGUACCGUGCUCUUGCUGACAAGGCAUCUGAUGCCUUCUACAGGCUUAGCAAUACCAGGGAGCAAAUCCAGUCCUAUGUCUUCGAUGUGAUCAGGGCUAGUGUUCCAAAGAUGAACUUGGAUGAUGUAUUUGAGCAGAAGAAUGAAAUCGCAAAGGCUGUUGAGGAUGAACUUGAAAAGGCAAUGUCAGCAUAUGGGUAUGAGAUUGUGCAAACUUUGAUAGUUGAUAUUGAGCCAGAUGAACAUGUGAAGAGAGCCAUGAAUGAGAUCAACGCAGCUGCUAGAAUGAGGUUGGCGGCCACUGAAAAAGCUGAAGCGGAGAAGAUACUUCAGAUCAAGAGAGCCGAAGGAGAUGCUGAGUCCAAGUACCUGGCUGGUCUGGGUAUCGCAAGGCAGCGCCAGGCUAUAGUUGAUGGGCUGAGAGACAGCGUUCUUGCCUUCUCUGAGAAUGUGCCUGGGACUUCUUCCAAGGAUGUCAUGGACAUGGUCUUGGUGACCCAAUAUUUUGACACUAUGAAGGAUAUCGGGGCCACGUCCAAAACCUCGGCAGUCUUCAUCCCUCACGGGCCAGGUGCUGUCAAAGAUAUCGCUUCACAGAUAAGAGAUGGUCAGCUCCAGGCCAAGAUGGGUUAAAAUUGCCGGAAAAUGGUGUUCAUUUCACAAGAAGUCCGCAGUCCACAACAAUAUCCUCAUAGCUAAAUAUUUUGUGAGAUGAAACUUAAGGAAACAAUACUAUUAUUUUGUGAGUGGCACAGUAUAUCUUAUUCUUCUACUAAGUGAGGUUAUCCCUAGAUGAAUGUUUAUAGACUUCCAUUGUUGCAUCACUAGUUUCUGUAAAAAUAAUACUACGUUGUGUAAUGGUCAUGUUUGCCAGUUGCAUAGAAGUGAGACCGAGGAGAAACAUCUUAUAUAUUAUAUUUAUAAUCUUCAGGCUAUUAUGCUAGACUGUUCAUGCUAUUCUCUAUGGAACUUAUGUAUUUUGGAGGAAUCGAAACAUUCAUUUGUUAA
Molecule: messenger RNA, 1393 nt
Organism: Brachypodium distachyon (stiff brome)
Lineage: Eukaryota; Viridiplantae; Streptophyta; Magnoliopsida; Poales; Poaceae
Product: hypersensitive-induced response protein 1
Exons: 6
Coding region: 164-1018 (284 amino acids)
Source: RefSeq, a predicted model, not a curated record